AUGAAUGUAUUGGAUUUACCUGAUGAAAUCAUUGAACAGAUCUGUUCCUACAUUUCACCUGUUCAGUUGUGUUUAUCAAGAUGGGAUAAGAUCAGCAAAGGAUUCAGAGAUGUGCUACAGCAAAUAUAUAAGAGCUGUCGUAUACUGGAUACAAUUACAGGGCAGGAUUUCAGAUUUUUCGAACAGUUCUGUUUGCCUCAAGCUUAUGAAGAUAAGAAUGUUUGUCAACGAACUGAGAUUUGUGGAACUGUCGGUGACACUGUCACCAGAUAG
This is a messenger RNA of Brugia malayi, 273 nucleotides long. RefSeq lists its product as uncharacterized. The record is from RefSeq and is a predicted model, not a curated record. The transcript is spliced from 3 exons. Lineage: Eukaryota; Metazoa; Nematoda; Chromadorea; Rhabditida; Onchocercidae. The coding region runs from base 1 to 273 and encodes 90 amino acids. Gene Ontology annotation, molecular function: protein binding.